Pteronotus mesoamericanus is the source of this 1615-nucleotide messenger RNA. RefSeq names its product chemerin chemokine-like receptor 2 (gene CMKLR2). Gene Ontology annotation, molecular function: complement receptor activity; G protein-coupled receptor activity. Gene Ontology annotation, biological process: complement receptor mediated signaling pathway; phospholipase C-activating G protein-coupled receptor signaling pathway; positive regulation of cytosolic calcium ion concentration. NCBI's taxonomy places the organism in Eukaryota, Metazoa, Chordata, Mammalia, Chiroptera, Mormoopidae. The record is from RefSeq and is a predicted model, not a curated record. Gene Ontology annotation, cellular component: plasma membrane. The coding region runs from base 308 to 1375 and encodes 355 amino acids. The transcript is spliced from 5 exons.
CUCGAAGCUUCUGCCCUCUUCCCACCCUGCGGCUGCCCCCACCGGCACCUUUCCAGAGGUGGAGAAAUUGAAGCUUAGAGCUUUUAGCUAAUUUCCCAAGGCCACACAGGUCCCUCUCGGUUCUUGCUCCGAUCCUGUUUUCUGCAUUCUGACUCCUGGCUCAUCGUCUCCUGCAGCUUUACUCAUCUCCGGUCUCAUUGACCAUCUACGGAGUUAGUACCUCAUUACCGAUUGUCCAAGUGGGAACACUAACUUCAGGGUGGAGCAUUAGAACAACGGGUUUCUUCAUUCGCCACUCCUCAAGAUCAUGGAAGAUUUAGAGGAAAUAUUAUUUGAAGAAUUUGAGAACUACUCCUAUCCCACAGAAUAUUACACGCCAGAGUCUGAUUUGGAAGAGAAAGUACCCCUGGGAGUCAUUCACUGGGUCUCCCUGGUGUUAUACUGUUUAGCAUUCAUCCUGGGCAUUCCAGGAAAUGCCAUUGUCAUUUGGUUCAUGGGUUUCAAGUGGAAAAAGACAGUCACCACUCUCUGGUUUCUCAAUCUGGCCAUUGCAGAUUUCAUUUUUCUUCUCUUCUUGCCUCUGUAUAUCUCCUAUGUGGCCAUGAAUUUCCACUGGCCUUUUGGCAUCUGGUUGUGCAAGGCCAAUUCCUUCAUUGCCCAACUGAACAUGUUUGCCAGUGUUUAUUUCCUGACGGUGAUUAGCCUGGACCGCUAUGUACACUUGAUCCACCCUGUCGUAGCUCAUCGGCACCGAACCCUAAGGAACGCUCAGAUUGUUAUUAUACUCGUGUGGCUUUUGGCUUCUAUAAUGGGUGGUCCGUCCCUAUACUUCCGGGACACUGAGGAGUUGAAUAACCACACUAUUUGCUAUAACAAUUUCCACAAGCAUGAUCCUGACCUCGCUUUGAUGAGGCACCAUGUUCUGACCUGGGUGAAAUUUAUCAUUGGGUACCUCUCCCCUUUACUAACAAUGAGCAUUUGCUACUUGUGUCUCAUCUUCAAGGUAAAGAAGCGCAGCAACCUGGUCUCUAAUAAGUAUUUCUGGACCAUUCUAGCUGUGGUCCUGGCCUUUUUUAUUUGCUGGACUCCUUAUCACCUGUUCAGCAUUGGGGAGCUCACAAUUCACCACAAUAGCUAUUUCCACCAUGUGCUGCGGGCUGGAAUCCCCCUCUCCACGGCCUUGGCAUUCCUCAAUAGUUGCUUGAAUCCCAUCCUUUAUGUCCUAAUUAGUAAGAAGUUCCAAGCGCGCUUUCGCGCCUCGGUUGCUGAGAUACUAAAGUACACGCUGUGGGAAGUCAGCUGUUCUGGCACGGUGGGAGAACAGCUUAGGAACUCUGAAACCAAGAACUCGUGUCUCCUGGAAACAGCCCAGUGAAAUACUGCUCUUCCACAAAUCAGUAUAAGGCUUUUGUAUGGGUCUCCUGACCAUGCUUUCAGAUGAUUUGAUCCCAAGACACAGAGCCAACUGUAGUGUUUUGUUGUUGUUUUUGGUCUGUUUGUUGGCAUCACAUUCUUGUGUGGAUAUAGCAUUUAGGAGGGAUCUUCAUUUUUUCCCUGCUACUUAAAUUAUGUGUCAUUCUUACUAAUUAUACUAUAGUAGAUUAAUCACAGUUGU